GCUGACAUCCUGUUCCACUGACCAGGAGCUGUGGGGAGGAGGCUCUGUGCUCUUGCCUGCAGCAUCUGAGUGGAGUCUUGUCCUGCUGAGCUGAGAGAGGGAAGGAAGGGAGAGGUGCUGGUGCAAACCUCACAGGAGCUGGUUUCUUACCAAAGAAUUUUCACAUUUUUGAAUAGUUUCUUCAGUUGCUGUUUGCCCUUAUGACCAUUUCCAGAGGCUUUAAGUGGUUGUUUGUUGCUGUUCUAAACAAUCUUUACCAGUUUCAUUCGGGGUGAGCCCGCCCAGCUCUUCACGCUGUCAUGCGGGUAGUCAAUGCCUUUAGCUUUGAAUCUUGCAACUCUCCUGUAAGUUUAAAAUUACUUCAAGAAAAGUUAAGACAUUUUUAAAAAGUCACAAGAAAGUAGUUAUUAGGAAUAAGUAGGUUAAAACAUACAGCCCCUUCACUUUUGCUGUUUAUUGUUUCCAUUGGUAACGAGCCAUAACAGCUCCUAGAACUACUUUAAAUAUACGCCCCAGAGAGUAAACAGGAAGCGGCGGCGUGGCAGCCUCCCUGGAGAGUAGGAGAAUAUUUCAAAUCAAGGGACUCCUGGGGGCCGGUGAGUGGGACCUCUAGGUAUUCAACUUUUUAGGGUGAAAACUGAGACAGUCCGGGGCCAGCCGAGGCCGCCGGAGGGGGAGUGGGCAGGGCAGCGCCACGCAGAGCGGUCGCCCAGCACCACGUCCACUUGCAGGCUUUCGGUUUCUUGGCCUCCAUCUUGCCCGCGCUUCCCCGGCGUCUGGGAGAGUGAAGGCGGCAGGUCGGAGCGAGCGGAGAACCCCGGCGGUGGGCAGGCUGAACUCCUCCAUUGGAAAGGAUUCUGAAGGAAAUGAAGAAAGCCUUCAGAAAUGAAUUUGACAGCUUCAUGGCUUUCUGUUAACUGGACUGGAGCUUUAUUACAACAGUUCCUUGGAAGGACACUGUGCAUGAUGUCUGCUGAGGUUAUCCAUGAGGUUGAAGAGGCACUUGACAAAGAUGAGAAGGAGAUGCUUCUUUUUCUUUGCCGGGAUGUUGCUGCAGACGUGGUUCCACCUAAUGUCAGGGACCUUCUGGAUGUUUUGAAUGAGAGAGGUAAGCUGUCUGCUGUGGCCUUGGCUGAGCUGCUCUACAGAGUGAGGCGGUUUGACCUGCUCAAGCGGAUCUUGAAGAUGGACAAAACAGCAGUAGAGGCCCACCUGCUCAGGCACCCUCACCUUGUUUCGGACUAUAGAGUGCUGAUGACAGAGAUUGGCGAGGAUUUGGAUGAAUCUGACGUGUCUUCAUUAAUUUUCCUCAUGAGGGAUUACACAGGCCGAGGCAAGAUAGCCAAGGAUAAGAGUUUCUUGGAUCUUGUGAUUGAAUUGGAGAAACUAAAUCUGAUUGCUCCAGAUCAAUUGGAUUUAUUAGAAAAAUGCCUGAAGAACAUUCACAGAAUAGACCUAAAGACAAAAAUCCAGAAAUACAAGCAAUCUGGCUCAGGAACAAGUUACGUGAAUGCUCUCCAAGCCUCUCUCCCAAACUUGAGUCUCAAGGAUCCUUCAUAUAACUUAAGGGUCCAGAAUGGGAGAAGUAAAGAACAAAGACUUGUGCGAAAACUUGCCGUUAAAAGAGAAGCAGUGAAGACAUCCAUUCAGGAAUCAGGAGCAUUUUUGUCUCAGCACAUAUCUGAAGAGAUAUACAGGAUGCAGAGCAAGCCCCUGGGAAUCUGCCUGAUAAUUGAUUGCAUUGGCAAUGACACAGAGGUUCUUCGAGACACCUUCAUUUCCUUGGGCUAUACAGUCCAAUGUUUCUCGUAUCUGAGUAUGGACAGUCUGAUCCAGACUCUUCACCAAGUGGCCUGUAUGCCCCAACACCAAGACUACAACAGCUUUGUGUGUGUCCUGGUGAGCCGAGGAAACUCUCAGAGCAUUUUUGGUGUGGAUAAGACUCACUCAGGCUUCCCCUUGCAUCAGAUCAGGAGGAUGUUCAUGGGAGAUAAAUGCCCUUUUCUCAUAGGGAAGCCAAAGCUCUUUUUUAUUCAGAACUAUGUGGGGUCACAGGGCCAGCUGGAGGACAGCAGCCUCCUGGAGGUAGAUGGGCCUGCAGCGAACAAUGUGGAAUCCAAGGCACGGCAGCCUGGGCCCUGCAUGGUUCACCGAGAAGCUGACUUCUUCUGGAGCCUGUGCACCGCGGAUGUGUCCCUCCUGGAGCAGUCCUCCAGCUCACCAUCCAUGUACCUGCAGUGCCUCUCCCAGAAACUAAGGAAAGAAAGAAAUCGCCCGCUCCUGGAUCUGCACCUUGAACUCAACAGCUACAUGUAUGAUUGGAACAGCAGAGUUUCUGCAAAGGAGAAGUACUAUGUCUGGCUGCAGCAUACUCUGAGAAAGAAACUUAUCCUAUCUUACACAUGAAAAUCCAACACCCUUUUUUAGCCCUUUCUAGAGAGAGAAUGGUUUCCAGGCACGUGUGUAUGUGGAUGAUAUAGUGGAAAUGACCCUCGUCCUUGAGGAAUGCUUGAGUGGAAAUCAUGUUUGAACUAUAGCCUCCAAGACGAAAGUAUUGGUGUCUAUUUCUAAAAUAGCAGGCCAAUAUAUGAUAAACCCACUGCCAAUAUCAUCCUGAAUGGGGAAAAGCUGAAAGCUUUUCCUUUAAGAA
Molecule: messenger RNA, 2650 nt
Organism: Galeopterus variegatus (Sunda flying lemur)
Lineage: Eukaryota; Metazoa; Chordata; Mammalia; Dermoptera; Cynocephalidae
Gene: CFLAR
Product: CASP8 and FADD-like apoptosis regulator
Exons: 10
Coding region: 886-2406 (506 amino acids)
Biological process (GO): proteolysis; negative regulation of extrinsic apoptotic signaling pathway via death domain receptors
Molecular function (GO): protein binding; cysteine-type endopeptidase activity
Source: RefSeq, a predicted model, not a curated record